CAGUAUGAUUGAAUCCACUGCGCAUGCGCGUCAACGCGUUUGCCACGUACAGGUCCAGUCACUUCCGGAUGUGUAGCGCUGUUCGGAGCUAGUCCAGUGGAGAUUGGUCCUGCCAAAACACUGUAUACCGCUGCGGGAUCAACAGCCUAAACUCCAGCAGUAUGAAUGGGCAGCUGGACCUGAGUGGGAAGCUGAUCAUCAAGGCUCAGCUGGGCGACGACAUCCGUCGCAUCCCAAUCCACAAUGAAGACAUCACCUACGACGAGCUCCUGCUCAUGAUGCAGCGUGUUUUCCGCGGCCAGCUUCAGAGCAGCGACGAAGUCACAAUCAAAUAUAAGGAUGAAGAUGAUGACCAUAUCACCAUCUUUGACAGCUCUGAUCUGUCCUUCGCCAUCCAGUGCAGCAGAAUAUUAAAGCUCACUCUGUUCGUGAACGGGCAGCCGCGGCCACUGGAGUCAUCUCAGGUUAAACACCUGCGAAAGGAGCUGAUCCAGCUGAGGAACAGAAUCAACAGCCUGCUGGACAGCCUGGAGCCGCCCUCAGAGCCUGCACUGGAGAACAACAACCCCGAGACGGAAUGUGUGGAAGCUGUAGACACAGCAGUGAAGCAGGCUCCUCCGGUCAGCGCUGCCAGCAUGUCUGCCUUCGACCCCCUGAAGAACCAAGAAGAGGUCAGCAAGAACGUCAUCUCGGCGUUCGGCCUGUCCGAAGAGCCUGCUCAAGCCUCAGCUGUAGCUGCAGUGGACGAACGCUCUGGUACUCCUGACAGUAUUAACUCCUCCUCCUCUGCAGCUCAUCCUCCUGCUGGGGCAGCUCAGGGUGCCCCACCUUACUCAGGGGUACAACAAUCUUCUGCCACCACAAUGGAUGGUCAGUUGUAUCAGCAGUAUCAAGCUCCAGGUGGAUAUCCUCCUCAGCAGCCGGCCGCUCCUCAGCAGCAAUAUGGCAUGCAGUACCCUGCAGGUUAUACUACUCAGCCUGGUGGUCCUCAAGUCCCUCCGCCUCAGCAACAGUUCCAGAAUUACCCCACCCCUACAUCUCAGGCUGCUGCUCCUGGCUCCGCCCCUGGAUUUAGUACCCAGUCACAGGCUCCACCUGCUCCCCAGCCCCAGGGUGCAGCCCAGUACCCACCACCUCAGUUUCCUUCUCAGAACUACACUUCCCAGGCCUCCCAGCAGCCAGCCAACUACAACCUGCCGCCCACCUCCCAGCCGGCCCCAGGGUAUCAGCCUCGUCCUGGAUACACCCCGCCCCCUGGUGUGACCCCGCCCCCUGGGGGCUCUAAUCCCUAUGCCCGCAACCGCCCCCCUUAUGGUCAGGGCUAUGCCCAGCCCGGCCCUGGUUACCGGUAAAAAUCGGCUGCAGCACUAGUGUACAAGAUGAAACCCCAACGCCCUGAGUUUGAUGUGGUGUGAGUGUGAAGAUGUGAGUGAACGAAAGAAAUAGAAUGUGAGAGGUUGCACAGAUCAGAACAAACAGUGUAGUGUGUGUGUGAGUGUGUGUGUGUGUGUAUGUGUGUGUGGUGGGGGUGAGGUGGCUCAUUGGUGUGAGAACAUCCUGUGCAUGAUUGUUUUGGUGUGUUUUGGCGUGAGUAUGAGUUUCAUUUUAACACUUUGUCUACUUGUUGGUGUUAUCGUGUGUUAAAUCAUGCGUCAGUUUUCUGUUGAAACACUAGUUAUAAUCACAGCUGAAGGAAAUUAAAUUGUUUAAUUCUCUUUUUCUCCCUCAUUUUCUCCUUUUCCUCAUUCCCCCUCUCCUAGUUUUUACUAAUACCUGACUGGCCCUGCUCAGUGGCCUAAGUCAUUCUGUAUAAACUGUAACAUUUGUUUUCUGGAGGUGAAUAAAGACUUUAAAACUAAAGAUCAAA
This is a messenger RNA of Tachysurus fulvidraco (yellow catfish), 1867 nucleotides long. It is a transcript of the gene tfg, whose product is annotated as trafficking from ER to golgi regulator. Lineage: Eukaryota; Metazoa; Chordata; Actinopteri; Siluriformes; Bagridae. The transcript has 8 exons. Gene Ontology annotation, cellular component: endoplasmic reticulum exit site. Gene Ontology annotation, molecular function: identical protein binding. The record is from RefSeq and is a predicted model, not a curated record. Gene Ontology annotation, biological process: endoplasmic reticulum to Golgi vesicle-mediated transport; COPII vesicle coat assembly. The coding region runs from base 162 to 1352 and encodes 396 amino acids.